AUGGCUCGAGAAGGUCUGCGAACUUUGGUUGUAGGACGCAAGCGUCUUUCGUCGCAGCAGUACCAAGACUUCUCUGCCAAGUAUAGACAGGCAUCACUGUCACUACAAGGACGAGAUGCGGGAAUGGCCAAAGUCGUGAGUGAAUAUCUUGAGCAAGACCUGGAGCUUUCCGGAGUGACGGGUGUGGAGGAUCGGCUUCAGCGCGAUGUCAAGUCAUCCCUUGAGCUUAUGCGCAAUGCAGGCAUCAAGAUUUGGAUGUUGACAGGUGACAAAGUUGAAACCGCCCGAUGUGUUGCUAUUUCAGCGAAGCUGGUUUCCCGAGGCCAAUACAUCCACACCGUGACCAAAGUUGCGGACAAAUCAACUGCCCAGGAAGUCCUUGAUUUUUUGCGCAACAAGACUGACUGCUGCCUGUUGAUCGAUGGCGAGUCUCUUACUCUCAUGCUUGGACAAUUCCGAACACCGUUUAUUUCCGUUGCGGUGCUACUUCCUGCUGUGAUCGCAUGCCGAUGCUCUCCCACUCAGAAGGCCGAGAUUGCGGAGUUGAUCCGCCAACACACUAAGAAACGUGUCUGCUGCGUCGGCGAUGGUGGCAAUGAUGUCUCCAUGAUUCAAGCUGCCGACGUGGGCAUUGGUAUUGUGGGUAAAGAAGGUCGCCAGGCAUCUCUUGCCGCUGAUUUCAGUAUCACCCAGUUCCACCAUAUCACCAAGCUUCUCGUAUGGCAUGGCCGCAACUCAUACAAGCGGUCUGCGAAGCUAGCACAAUUCAUCAUGCAUCGUGGUUUGAUCAUCAGUGUCUGCCAGACCAUGUACAGCAUUGCCAGUCAUUUUGACCCCAAGGGUCUCUUCAUCAAUUGGCUCAUGGUCGGCUACGCAACAGUCUACACCAAUGCGCCGGUCUUCUCUCUCGCCUUCGAUCGCGAUGUGGACGAGCGUCUUGCCAAUCUUUACCCCGAAUUGUACAAAGAGUUGAAGACGGGCAAAAGUUUGAGCUACCGCUCGUUCUUUGGCUGGGUUAUGAUCUCAGUCUACCAGGGUGCAGUCAUCCAAGGACUUUCACAGAUCCUCUUGGACACUAUCACUGGCCCACAGCUUAUCAGUAUUUCCUUCACGGCCCUGGUACUCAACGAGCUGGGCAUGGUUGCUAUCGCAGUCACAACCUGGCACCCGGUCAUGAUCUUCUGUCUGGUUGGCACAUUACUUGUAUACGCGGGCAGUGUCCCAUUCCUAGGCGAGUACUUUGACCUCAGCUACGUGAUCACCCUCGAUUGGUUAUGGCGUGUAGUUGCCGUACUAGCCGUCGCCUUGGUCCCAGUCUGGGCCGGUAAAAUGAUCAAGCAGUCAUGGCACCCGCCAAGUUACCGGAAGGUCCGUGGAUAA
Penicillium canescens is the source of this 1380-nucleotide messenger RNA. RefSeq lists its product as uncharacterized. The coding region runs from base 1 to 1380 and encodes 459 amino acids. Gene Ontology annotation, molecular function: magnesium ion binding; ATPase-coupled intramembrane lipid carrier activity; ATP hydrolysis activity. The transcript has a single exon. The record is from RefSeq and is a predicted model, not a curated record. Gene Ontology annotation, biological process: retrograde vesicle-mediated transport, Golgi to endoplasmic reticulum; endocytosis; phospholipid translocation. NCBI's taxonomy places the organism in Eukaryota, Fungi, Ascomycota, Eurotiomycetes, Eurotiales, Aspergillaceae. Gene Ontology annotation, cellular component: plasma membrane; trans-Golgi network; endosome.